GUUCAAGUGUACAUAUAUCUCAUCAUAAGCUAGUCUCCAAAAAUGGAACUCCCGCAUUCAACUAUCCGGUUCUGCUGUCCUCAAGGCCAAAUGAAUGCUAUGGAAUUCCACAGAACCAUCAGGCACUACACUCGUGGUCAAAUUACAUUGAAGAAUGCCCCUUGACAGCUCUGACCCGAUACUGGCCAAGCUACACACACGCCUCGAGCUCUCUUCACCGAGCUGAUCUACACCAUACUCAGGCUUAGGCUGACAUUUGCACGGUUAGCAGGAAACCGUGAUUCAAAGUUUUCACCGAGGGGUGCAUUCCGAUCGACUGAUUUUCGACUCACGAUAUUCGAUAUCCCUUCCCCCUGUCUCUUCUUCAUUGCGACGUCUCAAUACAAAGGUUUCUCGAUUAUUGCGCUUCAGGGCCCGCAAUGGGGGAUGAUCUUCUAGACUUCGUCAUCAACCAUGUGUUCAUGCCUCCCAAGUUGCCCCAAGAGGCGGAUGAGAGUCCGGAGCGCAUAGAUUUUCUUUUGUCAACUAUUCGCAAGAGCAUGAAGCUUUACAAACAGCAGCAUGCUGCGCCUGAGCACCAAGCAUUGUGGGAUUCAUUAUUGAAAAUGGUGGGUACAUUGCGACGAAUCAACAUAGACCCCGAGGUCGGGAUCAGCGAAUGCAUCAAAAGAAGGUGCACUGGAGAUACAAUCGCCAUUUUUGUCCAUGCUCAAAACGCGGGUGUGACCGUCCGUUGUGGUGAAGAGGAAAUAAUAUUCGAAAGUUUCGAAGCAUCAGCGAUGAAUACAGCCGUGAUGCGCUGCACAGGGAAGCUUAUCCGCUCCUUUCCUGGACCUGCAAUUGCCCUUCGAAACAAUGUUAUGCAGGAUCCGGAUUUUCUAGAAGAAUUGGCCGCGUUCCUAACCCAGAUGUAUGGGGGCCAACGUGAGGAUGAGGGCAUGGUGGACGGCGAUCAACUGCUGGACGAGGACAUAGUAGAUAACGAUUAUUUGUAGGAAGAGGACACAAUGAAUGGCGAUCAGCUGGACACUAUGGACGGCGAUCCGCCGCUCGGUGAGGGCGCAAUGGACAGCGAUCAACCAUGGAAUGGGGGAGAACGCGAGAACGGCACAUUCGCAUUCGCACCCCGAUGGCGAUGGGGUUCCACGGACAGGGGCACAACCCAUCCGAAGUACAUCACUGAAUUGCUGACCGGGAUACUCCGUGGACUAGGAGAGCCUGCCGACAUUCCUCGCAUCCAGAAGAGGACAUCGGACGAUGUUUUGCAGCGUGCGGAUGAUAUUGUCCCAUGGAGGCGCAGCUCCCUCUGGCUUGUUGUUCGUGUUGCCUUGCAAACUACGAUUCACCGAGGCACUUCGAACAUGAACGAAUACAAGUCUUUUAUGAUACUCCUUCUGGCCG
This is a messenger RNA of Cantharellus anzutake, 1401 nucleotides long. RefSeq lists its product as uncharacterized. The record is from RefSeq and is a predicted model, not a curated record. The transcript has 3 exons. Lineage: Eukaryota; Fungi; Basidiomycota; Agaricomycetes; Cantharellales; Hydnaceae. The coding region runs from base 420 to 995 and encodes 191 amino acids.